UGAGCCGCCUUCGUAAAUCUGGACUGUGAAUUAUGAAUUCUAGUCAUAUCUAUGUACCAUAAGAAAGAAAAAAUUACAAAUACACGAAAAUUAAAUCAUGGACCGAUCUUGAUGUUGGACAGUGGUAUAUUUCUCUAUAUUUCCCUCUGAGACAAAUAAAGUUUUAUCUUAUCUUAUUUCAGCCUAAGAACAACAUAAGACUACUUGCAUUAACGCACUAACUUUCUGUUUCCAUUUCCAUAAAUAUCAAUGACAGCAUAAAAUGCCGAGCAGAUCGAAACUUCGCUUACUGAUAAACCUUAUCACAAUCGAUGAAACCACCAACUUGUAUUACAUGUUUGUGGUGAAGCUGUGCGUCUAACAAGUAGGCUAGGCGCUGGGCACGUGACCUCGGGCGUGCAGACGGUUGGUGUGACCCAGAUGUCGAUCUAUUUUAGUGUAUGACACACUGUGUGUGUGUGAAACACCAGCUGACGAGACGGCCUGCUCAGCGCGAUCUGACAACUGUAAACAAACCUUGCGAGAAGUGAAACGAAACUGGAUCGUCGACAUAACUGGAAUUACUCUGUACGCCAUUUCCUGGUACUAUCUGGGUAUGUGUCCGUUAAACAUCUGGAGGCUUCAGGCCACUGGACUAUAAAUGCUGCAGCAGGAGUUCAUUAAUGACACAAACAAUGGAUGUACACAUCAGGAGAAACGAGAAAUCGUUCUACCAGAAACAGCUUCCUUCUUCACAUACCUCAGACUCGGUGAGCCGAUUAAGGAAGUGAAUCGUGAGGUAGUUUCGUAAUAUGUUGUGAACAUCACAUCUAUAGUAGGCAAGCCUGAGGAUGAAAUUUAAACAAAAUAUCCCGGUCGACGAGCAAGUUCACUGCAUUUCAAACGUUCAGGGACAUAACUCUUACCAACAAAUGUUAAAAAAAACAAAAAAACUCAGUCAACAACAACAACAAAGCGUUCCAAGCCGAUCUCAACAAAUGAUUAUCUUUAGUGUUUGCAUUAAUAUAAAGUAAAUUGUUUUACAUCCAUUACAGUUUUGAAAGAGUUUAAGUAGUUCUUGAAGAAAAGCCAUGGGAUCAAAGGACGAUGAUAAUCACAUGGUGAGGUUUAAAGACGAUGUUGAGAAAAUAUUUCAGAACGCUGAAACAGAAAUUAGUGGUGACACGUUUAGGUUUGAAGCAGCGAAGGGGCUUGUGACAAUUGUCCGGCAACAUGUCGAGAGCUACACAACACAAGGCUGUCCUGAAGCUGACCUGGAAGCUGCAGUGCUUGAACGAGCAUUGAAAACCGCCUCGACUCUAGUAGCUGGUGUUCAGGAGAACAAGGAGGAAAUCUACGACCCUCGUCAAACUCUAGUUUAUCUUUGCUCUGCUCUCUCUGUGUCUUCGCUGUCUCUGAGUAUUGUCAGUGAGAAUGGACGCGUCGUCUACAAACUUUCUGUUGGGGGAAGAAAAUGCCUUACCCUGAUAGAACAGCUACACAUAUACUGUAUCACGAAGGGCAGUUGUGAGGACCCUAUUACCGAAGUUCAGAACCUUAUCUGGCUCUCCCGCCUGUUGGUGAAUCUGGCUUUUUGGGUGGAGCGCACGAGGCCACAUACCUCCUACUACAUUGUGUCUCUAGUGAACAGACAUAACAUCGUCCCGUACAUCGUCAUACCACAGAUGAGACAACUGUACUCUGCUGCACUGGUUGUUGUUAUCUCCUCUUGGCUGAGAAUGGAACAUCAACAACAUUACAAAGAAUUUCACAGACUUCUAACACGAGGAGUAAAUGUGGCCGAUCUUUCAGCACAGUAUGUGGUUAGGUACAACAUCGUAUAUGCCAAACUACUCUACAGUUGCCGUCGAUUCACAAAUGCCCUUGACAGAGCAAGAGAUGCACUCAGCGACUCACAGGAUGAUGAGGAGAGAAGGGAAAUUGAAGAGUUAAUCACACAGCUAGAAUCAGCUCUCUCACAGCCACAGGAUGAUGAUGCAGAAAACGAGAUUGAUGAAGACUGGCUUACUGACACGAACAUUUCUCAGGGUGAACUGUCUGCCCGUCAAGUUGAAGAAGCUCGAUUUCGCUAUAGACCAACCCCGAAACACAAAAGAAGAAGACGAUCGUCGAUAACAUACGCUCUUCGAAGUCGGUCUCUCGAAAGAAUACCUGUGACGGCGGGCGGUAAACACGAUGCCCAAGAGUGUCUUCCUGGAAACCUACCUCUGCGGGCGUCAGCAGUUACACACAGACUCAACGAAAGCACCCCUGAUUUAAGACGCGUAGGCAGCUUUGUGGACACCUCUGAUAAUGACUCAUCAACGCCUGAGCCUCCUACUUACAGCAGUGAGUCUGAGACAGAAAAUGACGAUGAAGAAGAGAAACCCUUUCGGAUCGGAUAUGACGACGAUGAGGAAGAACCAGUUGACGACGUCUUAUCGGAAGAACCAGUCUCAACAGUGGUGGAUGACGGGAAAGACUGGUUUGAGAAGAGUGUGGAGGACUUGAAAGUGUAGAGGAAUGCUUCAGUACAGACAAACACAUUGAACUCUCACCACAGCAAAAGGAACUUUUUGAGAGAGACUCCGGCAGAAAUAGUUUUUACAAACCUCUACGAAAGGACGCUGAUUAUCUAGAUGCACUAGUGAAGUCAAAUCCUGAUAAAUACAAACGCUGUCAGCUGAAAAUCGAGUUUUCACACAAGUCUGUUGCUAGGGUUCUGGACAAAGACAGCAAGUUUCCAGAAAUUCUCAUCUGCGGAAGAUCGAAAUGUGGACAAACCUA
This is a messenger RNA of Pomacea canaliculata, 2766 nucleotides long. RefSeq lists its product as uncharacterized. The record is from RefSeq and is a predicted model, not a curated record. Lineage: Eukaryota; Metazoa; Mollusca; Gastropoda; Architaenioglossa; Ampullariidae. The coding region runs from base 1071 to 2498 and encodes 475 amino acids. The transcript has 11 exons.